Molecule: messenger RNA, 2694 nt
Organism: Lithohypha guttulata
Lineage: Eukaryota; Fungi; Ascomycota; Eurotiomycetes; Chaetothyriales; Trichomeriaceae
Exons: 1
Coding region: 1-2694 (897 amino acids)
Biological process (GO): ubiquitin-dependent protein catabolic process; protein ubiquitination; DNA damage response
Cellular component (GO): Cul4-RING E3 ubiquitin ligase complex
Molecular function (GO): ubiquitin protein ligase binding
Source: RefSeq, a predicted model, not a curated record
AUGACUCCAAAGAACUUGAAGGGAAAGGUUGUUGACCGAGAUUCCUCUCCAACCAGCCAGUCUCGUUCGUCAUCGACAGCAAGCAAACGGAAGCACGCUACCUCACAUUCUGUGGAGCCUUCCACGCCUACGAAGAGAUCGAAAGCUCUCAUCGUCGAUAGUACUUCUAGUCAAGGAAGUGCCCAGUCAUCGUCUGAUGGUGCUAGCUUUAGAUCAGCAGAGGAGGAGAUCAAGGUAGGAAAGCUGGACGGCAAGGAAAGACCUAAAUCUCGAAGUUUCGCCGACAUGUAUACCUUUACCUCACGCAGUCAGCCUAACGGCGUCAUCGACCUCACACAGACAAAGUCCGCGGUCUCCAAACCGCUCAACGGAACUCGACCUUUGGGGCAGAUAGGCCAAGGUGGACCCAAGCGCCUGGUCGUCAAGAAUCUGAGAACUACACCUAAGGUUGACCCGCAAGAAUACUUUGAGAGAAAAUGGAAAGAGCAGGUCAACGCUUUGGACUCGCUCUUUCGAGGUAGUGAUGUUAAGAUCAUGCUGGAAGAGCUAUACAAGGCCACUGAACACAUCUGCAGGCAAGGCCGCGCUGCUGAGCUAUUCGCCAGGCUGAAAGAGAAAUGCAUAGCUCAUCUGAACGACAAGGUCAGACCAGAGCUGGCUAUGACUUGCUUGAAGCAACCCGGCACUUCAGCUCUGCAGGCAUUUGUCGCUGCUUGGACUCUUUGGCAGUCCCAAGUUCAGACCAUCAGGCACAUAUACUUCUAUCUGAAUCAAACCUAUCUCAUCAGACACCAAGAAUAUGGAGACAUCAACAACGUCGCCAUGCAUAUAUUCCGGUCGGCCCUACUGCAAGAUGAGGACAUACGGUCUGUCAUUCUGGCAGCAGCUGUGGAACUCGUGCAGCAUCACAGAAAAGGCGACACUUCAAGGAUUGAGCUUCUAAAGGCUAGCGUCGAUGCCUUUCACGAUCUUGAGGUGUACAGCAGUGACUUUGAGCCAAUGCUGCUCAGGGUUUCUCGAAAGUGGUUCGAAGAAUGGCGCAGAGAAGAGGCUGAAAAGGAUGACUUGCCACAUUAUGUCCGGUCCUGCAGUGCUCUGAUCGAGGCUGAAAUGCAUCGCUGUGACAUACUGUCGCUAGACAGAUCUACCAGAUCUCAGCUUUGCGACAUGUUUGAUAACAUCAUGAUCGAAGGCAAUGGCGAGAGACUGACAAACGAGGAUGGUAUACUAGAUAUGUUGGAGCAAGAUCAAGACACAGAGCUGAGGCAACUGUGGAACUUACUGUCAAGAAUAUCUCGACAUGAGUAUCUCAGUCCCUCCUUUGCCAAAUUCACAGAAUCUGAAGGCUCAUCAAUCGUUUUUGAUGAGAAGGAUGAACCAGAUAUGGUUGUCCGUUUAUUGACAUUGAAGAAGAGGCUUGAUCGGCUACAUCAAGACUGCUUCCAGAAGGAUGAGCACAUGGGCAACACUUUGCACAAAUCGUUCGAAGCGUUCAUGAACAAAUCGAAGAAGUCUCAAGCGAACUGGGACACAGACAAUGUCAAACCUGGUGAGAUGAUCGCGAAGCAUAUUGAUCUGCUUCUGAAAGGUGGAGCUAAAGCAAUACCGAAGCUGGCACAGGUAUCAGAGGCUGCGGAAGGAGAGAACGAACAGGACUUUGAUGACAACGAAGCAGAAGAGGAAUCGAUCGAAAAGCAUUUAUCUGACGCACUCGACCUCUUCCGCUUCGUUCACGGUAAAGCAGUGUUUGAAGCUUUCUACAAAAAGGAUCUUGCUCGUCGUCUCUUGAUGGGACGGACUCAAUCUUUCGAUGCGGAACGAUCUAUGCUUGCACGGCUACGCAACGAGUGUGGCGCCAAUUUUACCCACAAUUUAGAGAGCAUGUUCAAGGACAUGGACCUGGCACGAGAAGAGAUGAAAGCCUAUAACCAGGUCAUUAACGACAAGGGCCUCAAACCUCCAGUUGAGAUCGCGGUCAACGUCCUCAGUGUGGCCGCAUGGCCGACAUAUCCUGACAUCUCAGUCAACCUUCCUACGGGCAUUCUAAAGGCUCAGCACGACUUUGAGAAACACUUCAAAGACAAACAUGUUGGGCGUAAACUCACUUGGAAACCUUCGCUUGCUCACUGUCAGCUGAAGGCGCGCUUCGGAAAGACUGUCAAGGAGCUGGUUGUCUCCGGUUUCCAGGCAAUUGUGCUUCUUCUCUUCAAUGACGUCCCUGCUGGCCAGUCUCUAGGUUUCGAUGCUAUCAGAUCAGCAACAAACCUUCCAGAUGCCGAAGUCAAGCGUACACUACAGUCUCUUGCAUGUGGUCGUUACAAGGUGCUUUCCAAGCAACCUCGCGGCCGUGAAGUCAAUGACACCGAUACUUUUGCCUUCAACGACAAGUUCACAGAUUCACGUUUCAGGGUCAAGAUCAAUCAAAUUCAGCUCAAGGAGACAAAAGAAGAGAAUAAGGAGACACAUCAACGUGUGGCGGCAGACAGACACUACGAGACACAAGCAGCGAUCGUACGAAUCAUGAAGUCGAGGAAGAAGAUUGGACAUAACGAACUUAUUGUCGAAGUGAUCAAGGCAACGAGGAACCGUGGAGUACUUGAUCAGUCAGACAUCAAGAAGAAUAUCGAGAAGCUGAUUGAGAAAGACUACAUGGAAAGAGAAGACGAUAUUAAGGGAUAUAGUUAUCUAGCCUAA